AAAAGAGGUCGCCUGGACAUGUUUGAAAGAGCACUAUUCUCCUCUUCUGCGUUACGGUAUACAGUAUGCUUGUGUAUAAAUAUCUCAUAGUGUCGCGAUGGGUUCGUAACGGGUUUCUCUCGUCAUACUCACUCUGCUUUCUCGUCAUUUUCUUAGCCACAGUGCUCCAGCCAUGGCACAAAAGCUUGUUUUCACAGCAUUGGCUGCCAUUCUUCCCCUAGUCGCAGCCCAGCAAAUUGGCACUCAAACACCAGAAGUUCAUCCCAAGCUGCCGACUUGGAAAUGCACCACAGGUGGUGGCUGUGUCCAGCAGGACACCUCUAUCGUUCUGGACUGGGGUUACCACCCGAUCCAUAAGGUUAACAGCCAGACGUCAUGCACGACCUCCAGCGGUGUAGAUGCCACAUUGUGCCCCAAUGAGGUCACAUGCGCAGCGAACUGUGCUAUCGAAGGUGCCAACUACGCUGGCAGUGGCGUAACCACAUCUGGAAAUGCUGUAACGCUUAAACAAUAUGUCCAGAACAACGGAGUUACCACCAAUGCCUCCCCGCGAAUCUAUCUCCUCGGCUCCGAUGGCAACUACGAGAUGCUCCAUCUCCUUGGACAGGAGCUGAGAUUCGAUGUUGACGCCUCAACUCUCGGUAAUAGCUGUGACAGCUCCGGCUGCGGUUUCAACCCCUAUGCCCAGGGUCUCCACAACUACUAUGGCAACGGCGGCACUGUCGAUACCCUCAAGCCCAUCACUGUGAUCACGCAGUUCUACACAAAUGACAACACUCAGACCGGCACCCUCACCGAGAUCCGUCGCCUCUACAUCCAGAAUGGCAAGGUGAUCCAGAAUGCCGUAACCUCGUCUGGCAUGGACUCUAUCAAGGCUGCAUGGUGCUCAUCGUCCGAUGCCGCUGCCGCCAGGCUCGGUGGACUGACCACCAUGGGUCAGGCACUGGGUCGCGGCAUGGUACUAAUCUUCAGCAUUUGGAAUGACGCCGGACAGCACAUGAGCUGGCUGGACAGCGGCAGCUCCGGCCCAUGCAGCAGCUCGGAAGGAAACCCGACGAACAUCCAGCAACAAACACCAGGAACUUAUGUCACCUUCUCGAACAUCAGGUGGGGAGAUAUCGGCUCUACGUUCUCAGAAAGCGGUGGAUAG
This is a messenger RNA of Pseudogymnoascus verrucosus, 1150 nucleotides long. RefSeq lists its product as uncharacterized. Lineage: Eukaryota; Fungi; Ascomycota; Leotiomycetes; Thelebolales; Thelebolaceae. Gene Ontology annotation, biological process: carbohydrate metabolic process. Bases 173 to 1150 code for a protein of 325 amino acids. The record is from RefSeq and is a predicted model, not a curated record. Gene Ontology annotation, molecular function: hydrolase activity, hydrolyzing O-glycosyl compounds. The transcript is spliced from 3 exons.